AUGGCUUCCUCAUAUGUUCUACCGGCUUCGGUGCUCCACCAACACCAUCAUCAUGGCCCGGACGGCGGAGGCUCCCACUCGCACUCCCAUUCACACUCCCACUCGCACUCUCACACAUCAUCCCUGACCUCUCUAAGUCCGUCACGGAGCCGUAAAGACUCCCGGGCGAAAGGGGCGCAAUCCCAUACCCGGAGCCAUCACCACCAUGACAGCAACCACACGCCGUUCCGAGCGAACUCGAACGUCCCCAUGCCGAUCAACGUCCCCCCACCAUCAGGGCCGAACGGGCAUUGGAGGAUGGAGUCAACACCCGGUGGCAAGUCGUUGCUGUCGCCCACAGACGCCAGCUUCGACGCGGCCGGUGUCUACGAACCGCCUGCUGCCGCACGGUCGAGGUCCCAUUCACAUUCAGAUUCGCACUCGCACCACCACCACCACGACCAUUCGGGGCCGCGGUCAAAAUUUACGGGGCUCUUACUACAGUGCACACCGAGUUGGCCGUUGUUGCAUGCGGUGGUAUCCAAUAAGGACUCGCGGAGGAUAUUCUACUUUAUGAGCUUGAAUUUUGCGUUUAUGAUGGUACAGGCGUUUUACGGUUAUGUGACGGACUCACUCGGCCUUCUGAGUGACAGUGUACACAUGUUUUUUGACUGCGUGGCUCUUGGGGUCGGGUUAUUUGCAGCCGUUGCCAGCAAGUGGCCUCCGAGUGAGAGGUUUCCGUAUGGGUUCGGGAAGAUUGAGACCCUGAGUGGUUUUGGGAACGGGGUGUUUUUGAUACUCAUCAGUGUGGAGAUCAUGACGGAGGCGUGCGAGCGGAUAUAUGAGGGCAGGGAGACCAAGAGGCUGGGAGAGCUGUUUGUGGUCAGCACGCUAGGACUGUUGGUAAACUUGGUGGGCAUGAUGGCAUUUGGCCACCACCACCACGGGCAUAGUCAUGACGACCAUGGUCACUCCCAUGGUGGGUGCAACGGCCACGCUCAUGGUGGCCACGAGCAUUCCCACGAUCACGACCACGACCACGACCACGACCACGACCAUUCGCACGACGAGAAGCACGGGCAUUCCCACGGCGGGCACUCACACUCGCACUCGCACGACAACGAAAACAUGUACGGCAUCUACCUGCACGUGCUCGCCGACACGCUGGGCAGCGCGGCCGUCAUCGCCUCGACCGUGCUCACCCACUUCUGGAAGUGGUCCGGGUGGGACCCGCUCGCGUCCUUCCUCAUCGCCGUGCUCAUCCUGCUCUCGGCCCUACCCCUCGUGAAAUCGUCCGCGCGGCGGCUGCUGCUCACCGUGCCGCCCGAGCUCGAGUACAGCCUGCGCGACACGCUGUCCGGCAUCACGGGCCUGCGCGGCGUCGCCGGCUACGCGGCGCCCAAGUUCUGGCUCGACGACCGCACCGCCGGCGAGAGGCCGCCCGCCAACAAGCUGCUGGGCGUGAUGCAUGUCGUCGCGGCGCGGGGCGCGGACGUGGACGAUGUGCGGGAUCGCGUGCGCAGUUAUCUGCUCCAGCACGGCAUCGAUGCCACCCUGCAGGUGGAGCGCGAGGGCGAUUCCAGCUGUUGGUGUGGUGUCGGCCGCAGCCCGCUGUCGCAGGGGCAUCGGCCGGCGCACAGUACUAGUAUUUUUUGA
This is a messenger RNA of Chaetomium fimeti, 1635 nucleotides long. RefSeq names its product cation efflux family-domain-containing protein. The transcript is spliced from 2 exons. Bases 1 to 1635 code for a protein of 544 amino acids. Gene Ontology annotation, cellular component: Golgi apparatus; cytoplasmic vesicle; membrane. NCBI's taxonomy places the organism in Eukaryota, Fungi, Ascomycota, Sordariomycetes, Sordariales, Chaetomiaceae. Gene Ontology annotation, molecular function: zinc ion transmembrane transporter activity. The record is from RefSeq and is a predicted model, not a curated record. Gene Ontology annotation, biological process: intracellular zinc ion homeostasis; zinc ion import into Golgi lumen.